AUGAGCUACAACCGGCCACCCCCCCAACCCACUCCCAACCCCGGCGGCACCCAGUAUAAUGUCCGCGACGCAGCUCUCCUCGGCGCGUCCUCCGCCUUCUCCAAGCCUCCCGUUAAGCCAAAGCCGAUAGGCCAAACCUAUACUGGGGGUGGGAAUGGGGCAUUGACGGCUGCAACAAGAGCAGGAGCAUCACAUCAGUCGUCGCCCGUACAGAAGCAAUGGACGGGAGGCAGCUAUCAGUCGCAGCCGUCUCCUUUACCGUGGUCUGUCAAGUCGAAUGGCUCUAGCAUUCUGGAGCUCCCUCCUGACCCUCAUUCGAAUCGAGCCUCGUCACCCUCGAACAUCGCUGCAAAACUCGCCGCGGCACGGAGCACCCCCUUGAAAUCCAAACCCGAACCUGCCCACUCCUAUUUCACACCGCUGAAAGCUAGCGAUACGGAACACGAGGAUAUACUGCCUCCCGCCGGGAUGAUCGGGGAUGCCAAGGCACGGCUGAGUCUGUCAGCUGGCAAGCCUCAGCCUCAGUCCAGGCAUGACAGCCACGAGUCGAGUGUACCCAUACCCCAGGAUUCGAGGCGGAACUCAGAGAAGACCAAGGCAACGGACGAUGCUUCUAUACUGCCUACCAACUCUCUGGUCCAGAUGUUCGAGCAAGCACGCGCCAAGACCCCUACCACCUCAUCGAGUACCACCUCUGUUCUGACGUCUAGAGGUGCACCGCCGCCUGUAAAGUCACCAAAGCCACAAAGGAAAAUUCCAUUCGCUAUCCCGGACGAAGCUGCGUCCUCAGCAGAGCAUCACAGCAUUCAAAAUACAAGCAAUACGGCCGCCAAACCAAAACCAAAGCUACCCGAGUUAACCACUACUAAGGCUGGUGUAGGACGUCCGAAGCCUCCUACUCCGCGAAGGCCUCGACCAAAAUCGCAAGAAAUCAACACGUACCAUUCUCCUAGGUCCUUGACUGGUUCUCUUGAUGAGGAAACCCGUUCUUCGAGGCCACGAUCAGUGUCCAUAAACGGGAAUGAUGAAAACGACUCAUCGCCUACGUCGUUCACUUCGGCACCAGAAACGCAAGCAGAAUUAAAGUCGAAACCCAGCCUUCCACCGCCGCGUCGAAUCGGAACCCGUAAACCUGAUAGCAGAUCAGAGUCAAGUUCAAAACCACUCGCUCCUAAAGUACUACCGCGAUCCAAUACGGCAGCUCAGGUUGGCCGUCUGACUGCACCGCCAGAGACAUUCCCACCGCCUCGCGCUACGGCUGCCCUCACGUCUCAAAGCUCCGGGUCGUCCAUGUACCACUCAAACUACCAACGCGCUUCCCUGCGCCAAAUGACGCCCCACAUCACCGGUGAUUCCCUCGCGAAUGCCAUGGUGGGCGCCGCCCUCGCCUCCUCUCGAAAUGCAUCGCCCGCACCAUCUCGCUCUCCCCUUCCACCCCUACCUAUUCGCAAUCAACCACCCAAGAAGCAUCACCAUCACCCCUUCCAUAGCUCCCGAUCGCCAUCUCCGACCAAAUCAAAGCCUGGACCAGGCAAGCUACGCACCACUAUGCGCAAAGAAUCCACGUCCUCUGAAAGCGAGGACUCUGACGAGCGCUACAAGCGCAAGGGCAAACGUGUUCUUGGCAUGGGCCGCAAGCACCCGAACAAGCAUCACGAAGGCGACCGCAAACGUUGGCGCGACGUCAUCACCGAAUGCGAGCGAAAGCGAUACGAAGGCGUGUGGGCUGCGAACAAGGGCUUAUUCAUUGUGCCUGAUACCUCGAAAUCGCCCUCCCCGAACCGGGUCGAUGCGGAUCUUGACCCUGCGUGGGACGUGCACGCCCUUGUUGUGAGAGAUGUCUGGGCUCGUAGCCGUUUGCCGGAGCAUGUGCUCGAAGAAGUUUGGAAUUUGGUUGACUCCAGGGGAAUAGGGAGGUUGAGGAGGGAGGAGUUUGUGGUCGGCUUGUGGCAUGCCUCGGCAAACACGCAAUACAGAGGACACCAGGGCCCGGCGCGGUUCUUCGACUCCGCGGAACAAGAGGCAUUUGCUGAAGCCCGAGUCUCGCGUUGGCUUCGGGAUAUGCCUAGCGUACCAUCUACAGAACCACAGCCUCCAUUGUCUGCUCCGCAAUUCAAUCCCGCGGCGCCAUCUAUACCCACGCUCUCUCCAUCUCUGCGACAGCACCCGACCGUUCACACUGGCUUCAUCACCCGCAAUGAGCUCGACGCGCGGCGCCCUGAUCUACCCCAACGCCUACAUGGUCUGGCUGGAUUUUCUUUGUGGGCAAAGCACGACAAGACGUUCAAAGCCCGAAAAAUGGAAAAACGUACUGCUCGACCAGGCCAGGAGCCGAAUGGACUUUCAGAACCACGCCCUGUGGAGACCCAUCACUAG
Messenger RNA from Mytilinidion resinicola, 2376 nucleotides. RefSeq lists its product as uncharacterized. The record is from RefSeq and is a predicted model, not a curated record. The coding region runs from base 1 to 2376 and encodes 791 amino acids. Gene Ontology annotation, molecular function: protein binding. The transcript has 3 exons. NCBI's taxonomy places the organism in Eukaryota, Fungi, Ascomycota, Dothideomycetes, Mytilinidiales, Mytilinidiaceae.